Mus musculus (house mouse) is the source of this 4717-nucleotide messenger RNA. RefSeq names its product protocadherin gamma subfamily A, 9 (gene Pcdhga9). The transcript is spliced from 4 exons. Gene Ontology annotation, cellular component: membrane; plasma membrane. Lineage: Eukaryota; Metazoa; Chordata; Mammalia; Rodentia; Muridae. Gene Ontology annotation, biological process: cell adhesion; homophilic cell-cell adhesion. Gene Ontology annotation, molecular function: calcium ion binding. The record is from RefSeq and is marked validated. The coding region runs from base 185 to 2983 and encodes 932 amino acids.
CAAAGCCCUGCACAUCCUACAAACUGGCUCCGGGACUACAGCAAAAUUCAACCUUCUAACUUGGGAUGCUCUGGCUUUCUCCUGAGGAAUAAGUAUCAUCUGACAGUUUGAGGAAGAAAAGAAGAGCCUAAGGAGUUAGCGAGCAGAAAGAGCAUUCUGAGAAAAUUCCGUAGCAAAAGCAACAAUGGCUGCUGCCCCCGCCAGACGCCCGCACUGCAGAGAACUGGUCGUCUUGUGUGCACUGCUAGGGAUGCUGUGGGAGGCCAGGGCCGGGCAAAUCCGCUAUUCCGUGCCAGAAGAGACAGAAAAGGGCUAUAUAGUGGGAAACAUCUCUAAGGACCUGGGACUGGAGCCCCGUGAGCUGGCAGAGCGCGGAGUCCGCAUCAUCUCCAAAGGUAAGACCCAGCUUUUCUCUCUGAGUCCGCGGAGCGGCAGCUUGGUCACCGCAGGCAGGAUAGACCGGGAGGAGCUGUGCGCUCAGAGCGCGACUUGUCUCCUAAACUUUAAAGUCCUAGUUGAGGACAGAGUGAAACUUUAUGGGGUGGAAGUAGAAGUGGUUGAUAUCAAUGACAAUGCGCCAAAAUUUGAGGCCGAAAAUUUGUUUGUAAAAAUCAGUGAAAUCGCUGCCCCCGGAGCAAGGUAUCCACUCCCAGAAGCGGUUGACCCAGAUGUGGGCAUAAACUCCCUCCAGAGUUACCAGCUCAGCCCCAAUCGCCACUUCUCUCUCCACCUGCAAACUGGAGACGACGGAACUAUAAACCCAGAGCUGGUGCUGGAGCGCACCCUGGACCGAGAGGAAGAACCCACUCACCACCUGGUCCUCACCGCCUACGAUGGCGGCAACCCACGCCGCUCCAGCACAGCGCUCAUCCAGGUCACAGUGUUGGAUACUAACGAUAAUGCCCCUGUUUUCGACCAACCGGUUUACCGCGUGAAAGUCCUUGAGAAUGUGGCCCCGGGCACCCUGCUGCUCACAGUGAGAGCUAGCGACCCGGAUGAGGGUGCCAAUGGGAAGGUGACAUACAAAUUCCGGAAAAUUAAUGAAAAGCAUUCGCUGUUGUUUCAUCUUCAUGAAAACACUGGGGAAAUGACAGUAGCGAAAAAUCUGGACUAUGAAGAAUGUUCGUUGUAUGAAAUGGAAAUACAGGCUGAAGAUGGUGGGGGACUGAAAGGGCGGACCAAAGUGGUAGUUAUGGUAGAAGAUGUAAAUGACAAUCGGCCGGAAGUGACCAUUACCUCUCUGUUUAGCCCAGUAAGGGAAGAUGCGCCCCCAGGGACAGUAAUCCUCCUUUUCAAUGCUCAUGACCAAGAUUCUGGGAAGAAUGGGCAAGUUGUCUGUUCCAUCCAGGAGAACCCAUCCUUUAAAUUAGAAAACUCAGUAGACGAUUACUAUAGGUUGUUGACAGCCCAGAUCCUUGAUCGAGAAAAGGCUUCUGAGUAUAACAUCACAGUGACAGCAACAGACAGGGGAACCCCAUCCAUGUCCACAGAAGUUCACAUCACCCUGUAUGUGGCUGACAUCAAUGACAAUCCUCCUGCCUUCUCUCAAACCUCCUACUCAGUCUAUCUCCCCGAAAACAACCCCAGAGGCACCUCCAUCUUCUCAGUUAGCGCCCAUGACCCUGACGACGAGGAGAAUGCUAAGGUUACUUACUCUUUGGUGGAAAACACCAUCCAGGGGGCACCACUCUCCUCCUACGUCUCCAUUAAUUCUGACACUGGCGUGCUCUAUGCUCUGCAAUCCUUUGACUAUGAGCAGUUUCAAAACCUUCAAAUGCAGGUGAAGGCGAGUGACAACGGGCACCCGCCACUCAGCAGCAAUGUGUCCCUGUCUGUGUUUCUAUUGGAUCAGAAUGACAAUGCUCCCAAGAUCCUGUAUCCCUCCCUCCCGACUGACGGUUCCACUGGUGUGGAACUGGCUCCCCGCUCAGCAGAGGCUGGGUAUCUGGUGACCAAGGUGGUGGCAGUGGACAAAGACUCUGGACAGAAUGCUUGGUUGUCUUACCGUCUGCUCAAAGCUAGUGAGCCAGGACUUUUCACAGUGGGGCUACGCUCAGGCGAAAUACGCACAGCUCGGGCCCUGCUAGAGAGAGAUGCACUCAAGCAAAGCCUCGUGGUAGCUGUGCAGGACCAUGGCCAGCCACCUCUUUCAGCUACCAUCACUCUCACAGUGGCUGUGGCAGACAGCAUCCCUGACAUCCUAGCUGACUUGGGCAGUAUCAACACUCCUGCAGACCCCGAUUCUGACAUUACUCUCUACCUGGUGGUAGCAGUUGCUGUGGUCUCCUGUGUCUUCCUACUCUUUGUGCUAGUGCUGCUGGCCCUUAGGCUACGGCGCUGGCAUGCUUCGCACCUGCUGCAGGAUGCAAUGGGCGGAUCCACUGGGGUACCAACAUCACAUAUUGUGGGUGUGCAUGGGGUUCAGACUUUCCUACAAACCUAUUCUCAAGAGUUUUCCCUCACACCUGACUCUGGGAAGAGCCACCUGAUCUUCCCCCAGCCCAACUACGCAGACACACUCAUCAGCCAGGAGAGCUGUGGGAAGAGUGAACCUCUGUGCAGUUCAGUUGAGCCCAAGUUUCCUAUUGAUGACACUCCUUUGGUUCCUCAAGCCCCGCCCAACACUGACUGGCGUUUCUCUCAAGCCCAGAGACCCGGCACGAGCGGAUCCCAAAAUGGUGAUGAAACUGGCACCUGGCCCAACAACCAGUUUGAUACAGAGAUGCUGCAAGCCAUGAUCUUGGCCUCUGCCAGCGAAGCUGCUGAUGGGAGCUCUACCCUGGGAGGGGGCGCUGGCACCAUGGGUCUGAGCGCUCGAUACGGACCCCAGUUUACCCUGCAGCACGUGCCUGACUACCGCCAGAACGUGUACAUCCCUGGCAGCAAUGCCACGCUGACCAAUGCCGCUGGCAAACGAGAUGGCAAGGCUCCAGCAGGUGGUAAUGGCAACAAGAAGAAAUCGGGCAAGAAAGAGAAGAAGUAAUAUGGAGGCCAGGCCUUGAACCACAAGGCAGCCUCCCUCCCCAGCCAGUCCAGCUCGUCCUUACUUGUACCCAGGCCUCAGAAUUUCAGGGCUCACCCCAGGAUACUGGUAGGAGCCAGGGCCAUGCUCCCCGUUGGGAAACAGAAACACGUGCCCAAGCCAACACCCCCUCUCUAUACCCUAGGGAGUUGAAUAUGCAAAGAGAGUUCUGCUGGGACCCCCCUAUUCAAUCAGUGAUUGUACCCACAUGGGUAGCAGGGUUUGUGUGUGUGGACAUACACACACACACACACACACACACACACAAACCAUGCCACACUCCCUUAGUUACAGCUGAACUCCUCCAUCUUCCAACCCAGGCAGGCUUAUCCAUCUCCUGCCGCCCUCUCCCCACCCCACCCACUCCUUCAGUCCCUCUCUUUGAGCAAGGUAGCUGGGCUGUUGGGGUGACCGGUGAGCUAAGCCGGCUCCUAGUUCUGAACGGUAGGGAGAGUAUUACAAUCUUUUGGCCUCUCCUUCAGUUCAGCUUUCCCCCAAAGCAUGGUUUGGUACCAGUCUUCUCUUUUCCUUCCAGAGCCUGAGACCAAUGCUUAAGUUUUGGGGGAACAGGCACCCUCCCUCUGGUACUGAUGAUGCUUGCUGGAUUUUGGGAAGGCAUUUUGCUACUAAGCCUCUUUUCAAUGCCUGGGGACAACUAGUCUUUUGUUUUUCAUUGUUUGAUGUUCCCACUGCAUGCUGUGACUUCCCUACACCUCAAAGAAGAGACUCCUUUGCAUGUCUGGAGACAGUAGGGGGUGGUAAACUAAAGGGAAGUUGAGAGUGUAUACUGCUGGGAGUGGGGCAGUGGACAAAACAGCCUGUUAAUAGGGUCUUGCAAGGGGCUCUGUAUGUACCCAGGGGACUGGCUCAAUCCUCACAUUCUAGCCAUAGACAAACACCAGGCCAGACCCCUCCAUUCUGGUUCAGCCUGGGCAGCUUGGGCUGAGCCACCAGGACCAAUGGAUUUAAGCUGACAUUUCAGUCCAAGACGACGACUUCUAAGUGAGUUUAAGACCAGAGAGGAAAGAGGGGCCUCUGUGGGUGCUGGGUACUCCAGAGGUGCCCUUGGUGGGAGGACCAGUGGUCUUAGCAGGAAGGGGGGCCCAGCAAGGUCAUUCUUGGACCCUGGGUCUAGUCCAGUAGCUAGAAAAAGGGACCAAGUGGCCAUAAAGUCCCAGCCAAUGAUGGGGCUUUUCCAGUGGGCCCCUGUAGACCUCAAGCCCCUGGCCUCCACCUUACCAGGUGCCAUUUCUUCUCAGAAGGCCACUGCCCAGGCCCCCAGGCCGCCCCCUUGUGGCCAGAGAACGGUUAAAGCCCCCCAGUGCCUCCUUGUGCAUAGAACUUCCUCUGCCCUAGCCCUUACAGUAGUGUAGAAGAUCCCCCUCCCCCGCUGGUGUAGAAUAGCCAAUAGUAUAGUGUGGUGUGCUUUUACGUGAUGGCGAGUGGGCAGCGGGCGGUGGGCUGUACACAGCCGUCUGUCCUUUGAAUCUCAAUCUGCCUGCGCGGCCCGUGCUGUGUUUUGUGCUGUGUCCACACGCUGCGGCGACCCCUCCCUGUACUGACUUCUCUAUAAAAAGCUUCUCUUCGCAUAGUCACGUAGCUCCUGCCCAUCCCCCUUCCGAUAUCUCUCGCAAGUUUUAUACUCUAAUAUUUAUAUGGCUUUUUUCUUCGAAAAUUAAAAAUAAAAAAAUGGUU